AUGGCUCCUCCGCCGGGCGUCGCCCGCAGCCGCGCACCCCGCCCCGGGGCGGAGCAGGAGCCGCUGCCGGCGGCGCCUCCUUGCUCCUCCGCGCGCCCCUGGCUCGUCUUGCCUCUGCGCGGCUGCUCACAGGUCUGGUCCAGGUAUCAGCGCCGCCGCCGCCUCUACCUCCGGCCAGGGCGCCCUUUGCUGCUCCCCGGAGCGUCCCGGAGAAACGGCGCCGCGAUGACGGUCAAGGUGGACUUCGAGGAGUGCCUGAAGGACUCGCCGCGCUUCAGGGCUGCCAUUGAGACGGUGGAAACGGAGGUCUCCGCCUUGGAGUCUCAGCUGGAAAAGCUCCUCAAGCUGUGCACCACGAUGCUGGAUUCGGGGAGGCAAUACUGCGCCCACAGCAAGAAUUUCGUCUCCGUCCAGGAGCUGUCCCAGAAUUCCCCGGCGGACACCAUGACGAACGUAAUGCCUUGAAAGUUUUCCGACAGCUUGAAGAAGAUGAUUGACGGCCACGAGGAGCUUCUGGAUACAACGCAACAGUCCCUCAAACAUCAGCUGCAGAGUCUGGUGAAAGAGGACAUGAAGCAGUUCAAGGAGACCCGGAAGGAAUUCGAACGCAGCAGCGAAACCCUCGCCAGCGCCCUGCACCACAAUGCCGAAGUGCCGCGGCGGCGCCACCACGAGGCCGAGGAGGCCAUGGUCGCCCUGAAAGCCGCCCGCAAAACCUUCCGGGCUCGAGCCCUCGACUACGUGCUGCAGAUCAACGUGAUCCAGUCGAAGAAGAAGUUUGAGAUCCUGAAGUUUAUGUUGACGUUCAUGGAGGCUCAGUCGUUCUACCUGGAGCAGGGGUUCCAGGCGGCGAAGUGGCUGGAGCAGUAUCGGAAGGACCUGGCGGCUCAGCUCGAUCAGUUGGUCCUGGAGUCGGCCCGAGAGAAGCGGGACAUGGAACAGAGGCACACUGUGAUAAAGCAGAAGGACCUGUCCCAGGAAGACGUGGUUCCCGAGGUCCGUACGGAGCCCGGAGGGGUGGUGAUGGAAGGCUACCUGUACAAAAGGGCCAGCAAUGCCUUCAAGACCUGGAGCAGACGCUGGUUUUCCAUCCAGAGCAACCAGCUGGUGUAUCAGAAGAAAGCCAAGGAUGUCGUGACGGUGGUUGUGGAGGAUCUUCGCUUGUGCACGGUCAAGCCUUGCCCGGACCACGAACGCCGUUUCUGCUUCGAGGUGGUGUCUCCCACCAAGAGCUGCUUCCUCCAGGCAGAUUCGGAGAGGCACCAGCAAGCUUGGGUUUGUGCCGUUCAAAACAGCAUCGCCUCUGCUUACAACGAGGAGCAUCUGGAACCCCGGGGGCAGCCCCUGGAGCGGACGGCGUCCCUUUCUGCCGCAAAACUGCAGUCCCCCUCCAGCCGGAAGCUGCGGGCCGGGGUGGACAAGCAAGUCAUAGACCAGGUGCAGAGAUUAGAGGGCAACGCCCAGUGUUGCGACUGCCGGGAGCCGGCGCCCGAGUGGGCAAGUAUCAACCUGGGCAUCACGCUUUGCAUCGAGUGCUCCGGAAUCCACAGGAGUCUUGGCGUCCAUUUCUCCAAGGUCCGCUCGCUGACGCUCGACUCCUGGGAACCUGAGCUAGUCAAGCUGAUGUGCGAACUGGGGAACCGAGUCAUCAACCAGAUUUACGAGGCGCGGGUGGAAGAGAUGAACAUGAAGCGCCCCCAGCCGGGCUGUUCGCGGUUGGAGAAGGAGGCCUGGAUCAGGGCCAAAUACGUGGAAAAGAAGUUCAUCACCCAGUUCCCGAAGGCCGGGGCGCGGCUGCAUCGAGGCGGAGAUGUCCGGGGGCUCGAGAAGCCCAAACCGUUCCCCAAACCCAAACCUCCGGGGCAGAUCCGAGGGGGCGCAGGAAGUAGUCCAAUCCGAGGAAGCCCAAACCCAGGGGCAAGGGAAGGGGCCUCUCCAAGCCCCACACCUCCUACAGACAACACGCCCAGCUUGCACCCAGGAGCCUUGCUCUAUCGAGCUGCCGCUGCGCCCCCAAGCCUGCCCACCAUGGCGGACGCCCUGGCUCACGGCGCCGACGUCAACUGGGUGAACGCCAACCACGAGAGCCGGACCCCUUUGCUGCAGGCCGUCGCCGCGAAUUCCCUGCUGGCCUGCGAAUUCCUGCUUCAAAACGGAGCCAGCGUCAACCAGCCAGACAGCAGAGGCAGAGGCCCCCUUCAUCACGCUACCAUCUUGGGUCACACCGGGCUGGCCUGCCUCUUCCUCAAGCGCGGGGCCAACAUGAAUGCCGUCGAUGGGGAAGGGAAGGACCCCCUCAGCAUCGCCAUAGAUUCAGCCAACGCGGAUAUCGUCACCUUAUUGCGAUUGGCCAAGAUGCGUGAAUCUGAGCUUGCCCUCGGCCAAUCAGGAGACGAAACGUACCUCGACAUCUUCCAGGACUUCUCCCUCAUGGCGUCCAACGAUCCGGAGAAGCUGACCCGGCGGAGCUACGAUCUGAAGCUGACGACGAUGUGAGCCUGGCGGGGGCGGCGACGUUGCCCCCCCCAACCGCCGAAGGAGGAGGGAGACGGGAACAAGAGGGCUUACGUCACGUGCAGAUUCCUGGUGUGACACUCGAGUCGGAAACGGAGGACCGUCCAGUAGGAGCCUGACUCUCCU
Messenger RNA from Lacerta agilis (Sand lizard), 2640 nucleotides. RefSeq names its product ArfGAP with coiled-coil, ankyrin repeat and PH domains 1 (gene ACAP1). NCBI's taxonomy places the organism in Eukaryota, Metazoa, Chordata, Lepidosauria, Squamata, Lacertidae. The record is from RefSeq and is a predicted model, not a curated record. Gene Ontology annotation, cellular component: cytoplasm. Gene Ontology annotation, molecular function: GTPase activator activity; protein binding.